AAAUAAGGCAAGGGCGGAACAAGCAUUUCGGUGGGAAGUGCAUGGGGGGGGGAGACGACGAAAGAUACGAGGAACAUUGAACUGUUCUCAUUGUUCAGUUUUUUCAAGUAUUAUUUAAAAGAAACAAACGGGAGAAAGAUGUCCUAUGAAACAAAAUAUAUAUUUGCUACAUUACCAAGAACACAAAGAGGACAACCCCUUGUAUUAGGAGGUGAUCCUAAAGGAAAAAACUUUUUAUACACUAAUGGUAAUAGUGUAAUUAUUAGAAAUAUUGAUAAUCCAGCUAUUACAGAUAUUUACACAGAACAUUCUUGUCCAGUUAAUGUGGCAAAGUAUUCUCCAAGUGGAUUUUAUAUAGCAUCAGGUGACCAAUCAGGCAAGGUACGUAUUUGGGAUACUGUCAACAAAGAACACAUUUUAAAAAAUGAAUUUCAUCCUAUUGGAGGGCCUAUUAAAGAUAUAGCAUGGUCACCUGACAAUCAACGUAUGGUGGUUGUUGGAGAAGGAAGAGAAAGAUUUGGUCAUGUAUUUAUGGCAGAAACCGGUACCUCUGUAGGUGAAAUCUCUGGUCAGAGUAAAUCUAUUAACUCGUGCGACUUCAGACCUGCUAGACCAUUUAGAUUAAUCACUGGAAGUGAAGACAAUACUAUUGCCGUUUUUGAAGGGCCACCAUUUAAGUUUAAAAUGACCAAACAGGAACAUACUCGAUUCGUUCAAGCUGUACGUUAUUCGCCUAGUGGUAAUUUAUUUGCAUCUGCAGGAUUUGAUGGAAAAGUAUUUAUUUAUGAUGGUACGAGCUCCGAUUUAGUUGGUGAAGUAGGGUCACCAGCUCAUCAAGGCGGAGUAUAUGGAGUGGCUUGGAAACCAGAUGGAACGCAGUUAUUAACUGCUUCUGGUGAUAAGACAUGUAAACUUUGGGACGUAGAAACUCGUUCAUUGAUUAGUGAAUUUAGUAUGGGAUUAACAGUCGACGAUCAACAAGUCAGUUGUUUAUGGCAAGACAAGUAUUUGCUAUCUGUAUCUUUGAGUGGCUUUAUUAAUUAUCUGGAUGUUGAUAAUCCUACAAAACCUCUUAGAAUAAUAAAGGGUCAUAAUAAACCAAUAACAGUAUUAACUUUGAGUCCAGAUAGAAGUAUAAUUUAUACUGGCUCUCAUGAUGGGUAUAUUACCAAUUGGAAUGCAAAGACGGGAGAGAACGAUCGUGUUCAGGGUCAUGGACACGGAAAUCAAAUUAACGGAAUGAAAGCUGCGAAAAAUUUACUUUAUACCGCUGGUAUCGAUGAUACUUUAAGAUCAGUUGAUAUCGAUACAAACACGUAUACAGACGCGGCUAUAGUUAAACUGGACUCCCAACCACGAGGUCUAGAUAUUUAUAAAGAUAUAGCUGUAAUUGCAACUGUUCGGCAGAUAACGCUUACACAAGAUGGACGAAAAGUAUCAAAUACACCAAUCGAUUAUGAACCAUCUUGUGUGUCAAUUAAUCAGGAAAAUGGUGAUGUAGCUGUAGGAGCUACAUCAGACAAUAUGAUUCGUAUAUAUACGUUAUCAGAUACGAAUUUAACUUGGAAAAUGGAAUUAGAACAUUUAGGUACAGUUACAGAUGCUGCUUACAGUCCUGAUAAUAAAUACUUAGUAGCGUGUGAUACAAAUCGAAAAGUGAUUCUUUAUACUGUGCCAGAAUAUAAGAGGCUUGCACACAAUAGAGAAUGGGGUUUCCAUAAUGCAAGAGUGAAUUCUGUAGCAUGGUCUCCUAAUUCGGCUAUGGUCGCAAGCGGUAGCCUUGAUACAACUAUCAUUAUUUGGAGUGUAACAAAUCCAGCAAAGCAUACUAUUAUUAAAAAUGCUCAUCCUCAGAGUCAAAUAACACGUUUAGUUUGGCUAGAUGAGGAAACAUUGAUCUCAGUCGGGCAGGACUGUAAUACUAAAAUAUGGCGUAUAGAAAAGAUUUAAUUAAUAUUUUUUAAAAAUGUGUCCUUCCUUCUUUUCAAAAGAGCUUAAUUUUUGAAUGCAUUUUAUUUAUUUCGUAGCCAAUGAAUGAAUAUUGUAUAUUAUUUUUUAAUACGAUUUUCUGAAUAAGAUUGAUUAGUCUGUAUUACGAUCAUUUACAUUCGGUAUAUCAGAAUAAUCAAAACUAAGUACACAGUAUAUACAAAUGAAAUUGCAAUAACACCAUUUUACAUUUUUGCGCAAUGUCAAUUAUAAACGACAAUUUUUUACAUACUAAAGUUAUUUUUUAACUAUUUACAAUGUAACGCGACGAAAGCAUACCCUCUUUUCUGAUUCUUCGAUUUUUACUGGGAAAUUGUAAAAUUAAUUGUGAAAAAGAAAGUCAAAACGAAAAAUAUAACUAAUGUCUACUUUGUCUUUAUUACAACAGCGUAACGAUAACAAGAAAACAGUAACAAUUCGAAAGGUUUCGAGGAACGUGAUCACGCUUUAAGUUAUUUGUACAUUUAAAAACAACAUAACCAAGAUCUUGCUUGCCUCAUUCUUAA
This is a messenger RNA of Frieseomelitta varia, 2495 nucleotides long. It is a transcript of the gene flr, whose product is annotated as actin-interacting protein 1. Gene Ontology annotation, biological process: positive regulation of actin filament depolymerization; actin filament depolymerization; sarcomere organization. The transcript has 14 exons. Gene Ontology annotation, molecular function: actin filament binding. Gene Ontology annotation, cellular component: cortical actin cytoskeleton. The record is from RefSeq and is a predicted model, not a curated record. Bases 139 to 1950 code for a protein of 603 amino acids. Lineage: Eukaryota; Metazoa; Arthropoda; Insecta; Hymenoptera; Apidae.